This is a messenger RNA of Vigna umbellata (rice bean), 505 nucleotides long. RefSeq names its product B12D protein. The record is from RefSeq and is a predicted model, not a curated record. NCBI's taxonomy places the organism in Eukaryota, Viridiplantae, Streptophyta, Magnoliopsida, Fabales, Fabaceae.
AACAAAAUCAAGAUCAAAACCGCCAUUGUUCUUUGUAACAGUAUCAAAAACACCUUCAAGGUUCACGAGAGGAACAUUAUUCGAAUUAAUGGGACGCUGGAUGAAACCAGAGGUCUACCCUCUAUUGGCUGCAAUGACCUUUGUCACCACCAUGUGUGUCUUCCAACUAACAAGAAAUGUGCUCCAAAACCCUGAUGUUAGGAUUAACAAAACACGACGCAGCAUGGCAGUGUUGGAUAACAGAGAAGAGGGAGAGAAAUAUGCUGAGCAUAGUCUGAGGAAGUUUCUUCGUACUCGACCACCAGAGAUUAUGCCAACCAUUAACCACUUCUUCAGCCAGGAUAAAUGAAACAAAAAUCAAGUUUAUCAGUUUCUCUCUGCAAAAUAAACUACUAAUUAUAAAACUUUUGGAAUUUUGUUUAUGAAUGUAAACCUCUCUUGUUCUAUCUUAAUUAUCUCUAGUGAUCCUUCAUUAUUUUGUCGCCCAGUGAUGAGUAUUUGAUGU